AUGUCGUCCUACCCAAACGGAGACCCUCGCAGACCCGGUAAGAUACAUCGGUAUACACCCCCAUCCACAGACUCUAGCGGCGACCCUACGAUUGAAUUCGUGAGUUUUUUGGGGAUGGUUCUAAGCGUUGGAAGUGUUAUGUUUGAGAGCAAAUGGUGCGCUUGGAUUGCAAUCUUUUGCGCUCUGGGAACUUUCGGUAAUGCUCGAGCAUCAGAUGACGUCAAACAUCUCGUGACCAUGGCCUUGCUCGCAGUGUGCGUACUUGUAAUGUCCUACUUCCAUAACCCUGCACCCCUUACCAUUCAAAUUUAA
Molecule: messenger RNA, 312 nt
Organism: Echinococcus granulosus
Lineage: Eukaryota; Metazoa; Platyhelminthes; Cestoda; Cyclophyllidea; Taeniidae
Exons: 1
Coding region: 1-312 (103 amino acids)
Biological process (GO): protein insertion into ER membrane
Cellular component (GO): endoplasmic reticulum membrane
Molecular function (GO): protein folding chaperone
Source: RefSeq, a predicted model, not a curated record